AUGCAUAUCCUCGUAACCAAUGACGACGGGCCGCCGGCCACCAGCUCUUCGCCGUACGUCCACAGCCUGGUGCGCGCCCUGCAGAAGGCCGGCCACACCGUGAGCGUCAUCCUGCCCGCCUCGCAGCGCUCCUGGAUCGGCAAGGCCCACAUGAUCGGUCAGACCGUGAAGCCCAAGUACUACCGUCCGCCGCCCGUCUUCGACCCGCGCCUCGAAGCCCCCCAACAUCAGGGCUCUACCCACAGCCGGCCGGCCAAGUCAAAGGACGUGGAGGAGUGGAUCCUUGCCGACGGCACCCCGGCGAGCUGUGCGCAGCUCGGCUUGUACCACUUCUUCAACGACAAGGGCCCCGUUGAUCUGGUGGUCAGCGGGCCCAACUACGGGCGGAAUACCACAGCUGUAUUUGGCCUGUCUUCGGGGACACUCGGUGCGGCGCUCGAGGCCGCCGUGUGUAGGCGGAAGGCCAUUGCGCUCAGCUAUGCUUUUUUCAAGGGGAAGCACGACCCGCAUUACCCGUCAUUCAUUGAACAGGCGAGCGAGCACAGCGUCAAGGUGAUCGAGAAGCUCUAUGCCCAAUGGCCGACGGACAAGAGUGUUGACCUGUACACGGUCAACGUGCCUCUGAUGGACGGCGUGGGUAAGAAGAAGGUCAUGUUUGCGGAGAUGCUGCAAAAUUACUGGGCGGAGGGCCACGCCUGCUUCCAGGAGGUGGAAGGGAGCAUCGGCGAUGAGGAAGAGGAGGAAAUGAAAAUUAGGGAAGCUGAGGUCCGAUCAGAAGACCGAGCUGCUGAGAAUGUUGAGGAGGACUCACGCUAUCCACACAGGCACUUCAAGUGGGCGCCUCAGCAGAUGAUUGAGAAUGUAAACCACAGCAUAACCGAGGGCAGGCAAGGCAGUGAUGGAUGGGUGGUCAUGCAGGAGAUGACAAGCGUCACACCGAUGAAGGCCAACUUCUGGCACGCAGCAACGCACCUGCAUGGAACAGAGUUGACAUUGGACACGAUCGAGCCAGAAAGUUCGCAACCCUCCAGUGAGAUAGCUCUCCCUCAUAGGUCGAAGGACCACUUCCACGCACUCAUAGACUACGAAGACCCCUACGUACAACCUCUGAUCUUGUCUGCCUUCAAGAAGGCAUUUCCCCCGGAAUCAUAUACCAUGCUAUCUCCACCAAAAGGAUCAGAGACGGAGCAAUCUGAAAUUUCACUCGCAAAGCUUCUCCCAUUCCUGGAUACUCGAGUUCUGCAGAUUUCGCCGUACGAGGCGAUUGACUGGGAGUUCGUAUCGGAGCAUGAGUCCACCUGCCUGGUCAACAGUUACAUGUUACGGAAAGCUUUGAUCAGGAAGCACUACCUUGGCUCUACAGUUGAGAAUUGGGUUGCGAAGCGACCCGAUUCAGUUUUGAAGACCCAUGUGAAACGAGGCGAGGCAUUCGAGCUCGACUACGCCGAGUUCCUCGACGACGCGUUGGUAGAAGCCUUCGACCUGAGAGCAAGUUUAGAGCGGAACGAGGAGUGUGACGAUCAAAGGCCAGAGCAGGAGAACAAUAAGGAGUGGUGGAUCUUGAAGCCUGGCAUGAGUGAUCGUGGGCAGGGUAUCCGCCUUUUUAGUACGAUGGAGGAGCUACAGGAAAUCUUUGACGAAUGGGAGGCAGAGCGCCCAGACAGUGACGACGAAGAUGAAGAUGCAGACGAGAACGUCGAAGGUUCGCAGACUCACGGGAACAAUGAAGAAGGCGGCGACUACAUCACAACCUCGCACCUAAGGCACUUCGUCGCACAACCCUACAUACACCCGCCCCUCCUGCUCCCGAGCUCCAACAACCGCAAGUUCCACAUUCGGACAUACGUGCUCUGCGUCGGUAGCCUGGACGUCUACGUCUACAGAGAGAUGCUUGCGCUCUUCGCCGGCAAGCCCUACGUGGCACCAUGGGAGCAGGGCGGCGACGACUUGGAAGGGCAUCUCACAAACACCUGCCUACAACGUUCAGUGAGCGACGGUACGGUGCGGAAAUUCUGGGAUUUGGAGCUUCCGUCAUCAUCGUCACCCUCCUCCGUGGCAGAACUGCCCUCGAAGGAGCAUAUCUUCGACCAAAUCUGCGCCGUGACGGGCGAGGUCUUCGAGGCGGCCGCCCGCGGCAUGAUGAUGCACUUCCAGCCGCUGCCCAACGGCUUCGAGGUGUACGGGCUGGACUUCCUGGUCGAUGCCGCCGGCACACCCUGGCUGCUCGAGGUCAACGCGUUCCCGGAUUUCAAACAGACGGGCGACGAACUUCAGGGGCUCGUGGCGCAGCUCUGGGAGGGUGUCAUGGGGGUCGCUGCGCGGAGGUUCUUCGGUCGGGCGGAAGGAGAGCGCGGAUCAGGGGCGGCAGAUACGGACAGGAAGGAGGAGGAGGCCUCGGGGCUGGUGCACGUCAGGAAUGUUGACUUGGGACGCCGAUGGGGGUCGUGA
Molecule: messenger RNA, 2448 nt
Organism: Neoarthrinium moseri
Lineage: Eukaryota; Fungi; Ascomycota; Sordariomycetes; Amphisphaeriales; Apiosporaceae
Exons: 3
Coding region: 1-2448 (815 amino acids)
Biological process (GO): protein modification process
Cellular component (GO): P-body
Molecular function (GO): hydrolase activity
Source: RefSeq, a predicted model, not a curated record